AGACUACCUGAAGUAAGGUAGGUAGGUAGGUAGGUACCUAACCCAGGCACAUGAACCAACAACUCGACAGGAACCGUCCCGACCGAAGUUCAGCUCCGCCCCCUCGCGAUCUUCCAGAUAUCAAUCAACAUAGCCACCCAUUUCCUUGACGAAAACCCUACUCGCAUCACACCGCAGCGAUUCGUGCCGGUUCCUGCGACUGCCUUCAUUUUUUUCUGUCUUCAGCUGCUGUGCCGCGCUAGGGCAACGACACCAACACUUCAUUACGCGAGCGAGCAUCGCGCCUUUUGCCAUCGCCCCCAAACGGACUGCCCCCUGAGGGAUAUCGUCUCAUCACCCUCACUCAGCCUUGAUUCUUUUCAUCUUGUUGCCUUCAGCCCGGGCGAAAGAGAAGCGGGGCCCUCUUAUCCAGGUUGCAACUCGCUCACUCAUCGAGCCUCGCCUCCUCACCUCGUUUCAACCCUCAUCACCCCCCAUCCCACUCUGUCUCAUCAGGCCGCCCAAAACUCAUCCCUGCCCGAACUCGACUCACCGUCUUGAUCGACGACGCAUACUCUAGGCAACCCCCAUCGAGGUUCAUCCUUCGCCCUUCUCCACACGCCCUCUCGAAAUCAUGCUCCGUCGCCCCGCGACAACUCUCGGCAUCACGGCCGAGGACAUCGCCGCUUACGAGGACCGCCGCGCGCGUGAGUCCAUGCUACGUGAGCGUCAGGUCCUCGUGCAGGCCCAGCAGCAGCAGCAACAGCAACAAGCCGCCCUCGCCGCUCAGCAGCAGCAGCGGAUCCUCCGGCAGCAACCCCAAUCACAACAGCAACCCUUCUCUUCGCCACAACCGCUUCAUCAGCAGCAGCAACGGUACACACAGGCGCAGCUUCAACAGAUGCAGAGGCUUCAGCAACACCAGCAGCAGCAGCAGCAGCAGCAGCAGCAGCAGCAGCUCGAAGACGAGAGCAUGCUCACCGCCGAGGGCGAUGACGAGGACGAGAGCCUGGAUGAGUACGACCUGCUGAGGCGGCAGCAAGAGAUGAUGAGGGCGCAGAGGGGGCAGCAGCAGCACGGGAGAAUCGGCGGUCUGCAGACGACGCCCACGCCGGGUGACGGCGGACGAGGAGGGCGGACGAGGGAGGAGAGGAUUGGCGUCGGGCGACGCGGGAGGUGAAGAUCUCAGAUGCUGG
Colletotrichum destructivum is the source of this 1175-nucleotide messenger RNA. Its product is annotated as Putative anaphase-promoting complex, subunit CDC26. The record is from RefSeq and is a predicted model, not a curated record. The transcript has a single exon. Gene Ontology annotation, biological process: anaphase-promoting complex-dependent catabolic process. The coding region runs from base 614 to 1159 and encodes 181 amino acids. Gene Ontology annotation, cellular component: anaphase-promoting complex. NCBI's taxonomy places the organism in Eukaryota, Fungi, Ascomycota, Sordariomycetes, Glomerellales, Glomerellaceae.